AUGACUGAAAUUCAAGAACAACCACAGAAGCAGCAAAAGCUAAAUCAAACAUUGAAGGUUCAAUUACGUUCUGCUGAUGCCACUGCACCAACCAAAGGCUCAUCGUCCGCCGCAGGUUACGAUAUUUACGCGUCUAAGGACGAUUUAAUACCUGCCAGGGGUCAAGGACUUGUUUCAACUGAUAUUUCAUUUACAGUCCCAAUUGGCACAUAUGGGAGAAUUGCUCCAAGAUCAGGGCUUGCUGUUAAACAUGGCAUCCAAACAGGCGCAGGCGUUGUUGAUAGAGACUACACUGGUGAAGUGAAAGUUGUUCUCUUUAACCAUUCUGACGUAGACGUUGAAAUCAAGAAGGGUGACCGCAUUGCUCAAUUGAUUUUGGAAAGGAUUAUAGACGACGCAGAAGUCGUUGUAGUUGAUUCUUUAGAUGAAAGUGCUAGAGGCGAGGGAGGAUUCGGCUCAACUGGUAAAUAG
This is a messenger RNA of Eremothecium sinecaudum, 471 nucleotides long. RefSeq names its product bifunctional dITP/dUTP diphosphatase (gene DUT1). The transcript has a single exon. The record is from RefSeq and is a predicted model, not a curated record. Gene Ontology annotation, biological process: dUTP catabolic process; dUMP biosynthetic process. Lineage: Eukaryota; Fungi; Ascomycota; Saccharomycetes; Saccharomycetales; Saccharomycetaceae. The coding region runs from base 1 to 471 and encodes 156 amino acids. Gene Ontology annotation, molecular function: dUTP diphosphatase activity; magnesium ion binding.